Naegleria fowleri is the source of this 2055-nucleotide messenger RNA. RefSeq lists its product as uncharacterized. Bases 1 to 2055 code for a protein of 684 amino acids. The transcript has a single exon. Lineage: Eukaryota; Heterolobosea; Eutetramitea; Acrasida; Naegleriidae. The record is from RefSeq and is a predicted model, not a curated record.
AUGGAACAUGAUGAUGGCAAUCGGUCCUCUUCAAUGAUGGUAUACAACUCUCGCAUACAAACCUUCGAAUCGGAACAACAAGAAAGUGACGACGAUGAAAGAGGAGAGGAAUUAAAUGAAAAUACUCAUGUCGGAAAUAAAUUCAUUAAUUGGAAAGAGUACAUGAUGACAGCUCAUUCUUUAUUAGAUCAGCAAAUUACCUCUCGAGUUGAGGAAAAUCAAAAUUUAUCUCUGCUUCAGUUAUUACAUCAUCAAUUGGAAGGAAUUAUAGGUCCGGUCAUCAGCAACUCGAAAAUGAUACAACAUCCUCGAUUUCCAAACCAAUUUUAUUUUACAAAAAGUCCACACUUUCUAUUUGAGACAUUUAAGGAAAGAAUUGACACUAAAAAACAUGAAAUUAUUAAUUCUCAACGAAAGAAUGAGAAAGGAUUUAUAAAAUUUGGGAAUUUGAUUGGAAGUGAAGAAUAUUACUUUUUGCUGAUUCAAGACUUAAUACAAAAGCAUCUUAAGGAUGUCAGCGAUCAUUGUGGAUUUUUUACAACUUGUUUAUAUUCUUUAGUCAAACAAGUUCAAAGAAAAAAGAAUAAUUUUCAACAUUCGAUCUCAUGGAUGAAAUAUCAAAGAGGUCUAUCCAAGUCCAUUGCAUAUUUUGUUCAAAUAUUACUUCCAGAAGUUGUUUUACCAGAGUUGAUUAAUUUAUGCGAAUGUGUAGACCCAUUUGAAACCCCUGAAGACACUUUGUACAAUAUUUGCUAUACUUUUUUAAUUCCUCAUGUUAGUUCCUCUAUUGCCAACACACUUUCUCAUUUAAUGAUCAACUGGUUGAGUAUGAUGGACAUGCCUGCAAUUUACAAGAUUUCAGCCAAUCGCGAAUUGUUUGAUUUUAUUGUUCAUGCAAUACCUUUUGCGAACACUGAGAGUGGAUCCAAACUGUUACCAGGAAUACUCGUUGGAGAAGCAUCUUUUGUUCAAUCAAAGGUCUUUUCCUUUCAUUCACAUAAUGGAGUCAAAUGCCUGCCUUUGAAGCAAGUUGAACUCUCUCAUAAGAAUAUUGAGAUCGAGAUUCACAAGGAUUACAUGUCUUUGAAACAAUCAUUAGCAAAGGAAAUUGAAGAUUUUAUUGCUGAGCUAGAAAGGAACCACAUUGGCAUUGUUCUUUCAGAAGAUAUUCUGGACGACAUGCUAGUUUUAGCUUUGGCCAAGAGAAAUAUUCUUUGUAUUCAUCAUGUUUCAGACAUGGAUCGGAUUUGUGAGGUAUUCAAUGUGAUUCCACUGUUGAUUCAUUCCAUUACAAGAUACAAUAAUGACACAAGACGACAUGAACUAUUAAGCUUUGGAAAAUACUCUCAUUUGAAAGACCAUCUUCUCACUUGCAAAUCCAUCAAACAGUUACCACUCGGACCCAUGAAACAAAUGCUCUUUUUGGAACCCACUAAUACUGACCUCUCUCCGUAUUCAAAUUCUGUGCUCAUACGUGCUCCCAUGGAGUCGCUAGCAGAGACCUAUCGAAACUUAUUUUUUCGCUUACUGAGAUAUCUCACCAACUCGUUCAAAUUCCUGACACAAGAUCCUAACAUGCCGACAAUCGCCAUCCUUUCUGGAGGAUGCUAUUUCGAGAACAAACUUUCUGGCUUGCUACAAUAUAUCAAGACAAAUUUUAAGAUGAGAACAAUGCCAGAACUGGACUCACUGCUUGAAAUGUUGACAGAGACGUAUGAAGCAGUGUGUGUGACACUCCUUGAAAACUUAAUUCCCAACAAACAACAAUGCCAUCAUCGUGACCUAUUAAUGCAACUCAAGAGUCGUGACUCAAUGAUUGUUUCCUUCAUGCAUACGCCCAAACAGCAUGAAACCAUUUCUGUCCUUACAGAAUUGCAUCAGAACGGUGGAGACUCAUCCAUGAGUAAUUUGAUAGGUGAAGGGCUUUUAAUUGUUCCUAACUCUAAAGCCAAUAGAAUUGGAAUCUAUGAGACCCUAUCAUGCAAGUACAGCACACUCAUCAAUGUUUGCAUGUCUCUCAAGAAAUUGCUCGACAUGGAUGGGUUUUUCUUUUAG